AUGCCUCCCCUCAGACUCUUGCUGGCUGCAGCGUGUAUGCUUGGCAACUCCCUCCCUGCAUUUGCGCAGACCACCGACGUCGAUAGCGACGUCAUUGAACCUGCCGAUUUCAACUUGUCCAAUGCCUUGUUGGAGCACGGGGUCGCGGUCUCGGAUAUUCCUAGCUUGUCAACCCUCGGAAAACCAUCACAGCCCGAAUGCUCCGUUGCUUGCGACACGCUAAAAUUUCUCUACGGAGACGGCGCUGUCGAGACCAGAAAUGAGGCAGCAUACAAUAGUUUCGUCGGGUCAUACUGGUCGGCGAACCAGGCUGCGGUCAGGCCUUGGUGCGUCUUCAAACCGUCCCAGGCGGCGCAGGUCUCUGUGUUUGUGCUCCUGUCUCGUUUGACCCAGUGCCCCUUCGCGGCCAAGAGCGGUGGGCAUGCUGCCAUGGCUGGUGCUUCCAGUGCUCAGGAUGGCAUCACCGUUUCGUUUAUGAACAUGACGGAUAUCAAGCUGUCUGACGACAAGAAGAUUGCUUCAAUCGAGCCUGGGAAUAUUUGGGGCGACGUCUACAGGGAGCUCACCAAGUCCGAUGUGACCGUCAUCGGAGGUCGGUUGUACAACAUUGGCGUCGGAGGGCUGACGACGGGAGGGUUGACUGUCUGGCAGCUUGUCAUUGCGACUGGCGCCGUGAUCCGAGUCUCGGCGACGACUUAUCCGGAUCUCUUCUGGGCCCUCCGUGGUGGCGGCAACAACUUCGGCCUGGUCGUCAACUUCAACCUCAAGACGACCCCCCUCCCAGGUGGCAAGAUGUGGGGAGGCAGAAGGACGUACACAGAGAACAACUUUGACAAGGUUGCUGAGGCAUUCCACAACAUUGUCGUCAAUUCUGAACAAGACAACAAAGCCGGCUUGUGGCACGUCUGGAUGUAUGCUUUUGAGACCAAAAUGACGGUUCCGACGCUUUACUACAGCGAGCCCAACGGCAGUCACGCUGCCAUUUUCGACGAGUUCAACAAGAUUCCAGCCUACGACGAUGCUACACAGGAUCACAUCCUAGCGGAAUUUGCCGCUCAGGGGAUGAAUGAUACGCCCCCAGGCCUGCACGAAGUCUACUAUGUCAUCAGCACAAAGGCGGACUUGAGCCUUCAAAACUGGGCCAAAGAUCUCUACUUCAAGGAGGUCAUGGCCGUCGCGAAUAUAUCUGGCAUCGUGCCCGCUCUCACGAUGCAAGGUAUCACGAUUCCGCAGCUCAAGAAAAUGCGAAACAACGGCGGAAAUGCGUUGGGUUUGAACGUCGACGAUGGGCCACUCUACAUCAUCCAAAUGGCUGUCAUGUGGGCCGACGGAAAAGACAGCGAGGCCGUCUACCGUUUUGCGUCCAACCUCCUUGAGAAAAUCUCCAACGAGGCAAAGAAGCGAGGGUUGUACAAUGACUUUGUGUACAUGAACUACGCCAGCCAGUACCAGGACGUGGUCAGCAGUUACGGGAAGGACAACAAAGACAGGUUGAAGAGUAUCUCUGCGAAGUACGAUCCCAACGGUGUCUUUCAAAAACUGCAGCCGGGGUAUUUCAAACUUGAUCGUGCGCCAAUUACUGGCACCAAAUACUUUUCGUUCUAG
This is a messenger RNA of Colletotrichum chrysophilum, 1605 nucleotides long. RefSeq lists its product as uncharacterized. The transcript is spliced from 3 exons. NCBI's taxonomy places the organism in Eukaryota, Fungi, Ascomycota, Sordariomycetes, Glomerellales, Glomerellaceae. Bases 1 to 1605 code for a protein of 534 amino acids. Gene Ontology annotation, molecular function: FAD binding; oxidoreductase activity. The record is from RefSeq and is a predicted model, not a curated record.